This is a messenger RNA of Manacus vitellinus (golden-collared manakin), 489 nucleotides long. RefSeq names its product nucleolar protein 58-like. The record is from RefSeq and is a predicted model, not a curated record. Lineage: Eukaryota; Metazoa; Chordata; Aves; Passeriformes; Pipridae. The annotation marks the transcript as partial. The transcript has a single exon.
GACAGGAAAGAAAGACAGGAAAAGACAGGAAAGAAAGACAGGAAAGAAAGACAGGAAAGAAAGACAGGAAAAGACAGGAAAGAAAGACAGGAAAGAAAGACAGGAAAGAAAGACAGGGAAGAAAGACGGGGAAGAAAGACGGGGAAGAAAGACGGGAAAGAAAGACGGGAAAGAAAGACGGGAAAGAAAGACGGGAAAGAAAGACGGGAAAGAAAGACGGGAAAGAAAGACGGGAAAGAAAGACGGGAAAGAAAGACGGGAAAGAAAGACGGGAAAGAAAGACGGGAAAGAAAGAACGGGAAAAAGAAAGACGGGAAAGAAAGAACGGGAAAAGAAAGACGGGAAAGAAAGACGGGAAAGAAAGAACGGGAAAGAAAGACGGGAAGGAAAGAACGGGAAGAAAGACGGGAAAGAAAGACGGAAAGAAAAGACGGAAAAGAAAAGACCGGGAAGAAAAGACGGGAAAGAAAGACGGAAGAAAGACCGUGA